Diatraea saccharalis (sugarcane borer) is the source of this 1198-nucleotide messenger RNA. Lineage: Eukaryota; Metazoa; Arthropoda; Insecta; Lepidoptera; Crambidae. The record is from the annotation of a GenBank genome assembly.
CUACGUCUAUGAAUAACAGUAUUAUAUUUGUUCGAACAAGUGAUUUCUCCAACGUUUUCUCAUUUUCACAAUCUUUUUUAUGUAGUUUAUGAGCAUUAUCUUGAGUUCACUCUGCUGUAUUGUUGGAUACAAUCAUUUCGUAAAUAGUAAGUACAUAAACUCACCUUGCACACUAUAUUUUUAGUAAAAAAUAUUAAGCCGGCGAAACUAAUAACACUCACUAAAUUGCGUAAUAUUGAUAGGACUCGGUUCCGAUUAAAUUUCUACUCAUCUUUAUCUACAAUUACAUCAUCAGUAUAAUUAAACAACUGUACGUAUUAUUUUAAUCCAAAAACCGGUAUGCGUGACGUAUAUUGUUUCUAAAAUUAGCAUUAGGCCAUGGCAUUACAGUAGACUGAUUAAUAUGUCUUAUCUGCUUAAAAAAGAUAUUGUUUCAAUUAUUUAUUAAUUCAUUUGCAUCGUAACCUUUGUUGAUAGUGGAAUUAAAUUUAUUUUAAAAUGGAUAUCUUAGAUAGGCACAAAGAGUAUAUAACCACAAUGGCGAACUGGUCUGCUCUCGGUUCCAUAAUCCUCCCCAACUUGGGUGGUUGGGCUAGCGGGAUUUACUUUGCUGGUCAGAUCCGAACUGAAAAGAAGUCUUGGUAUGAUGAACUGAAAAAGGCACCAUGGAAUCCUCCAAAAUGGGUGUUCGGUCCAGCAUGGACCACACUUUACAGUAGCAUUGGAUAUGCUUCCUACUUAGUUUAUGAAGAAUGUGGGGGAUUCACAGAGCAAGCAGUCCUGCCUUUGACCCUAUAUGGUGGCCAGCUGCUCCUCAACUGGGCUUGGACACCAAUUUUCUUUGGAAUGAAAGAUUUCAAGCUGGCGACAAUUGAAAUCAUAGUUCUGUCGGGGGCAGCAACCGCGACCACUGUAUCAUUCUUCGCCGUGAACAAGACCGCCGGCUGGUUGAUGGUGCCUUACCUCGCAUGGCUGGGUUAUGCUACCUCAUUGUCUUACUAUGUAUGGAAGAACAACCCUCAGAAACCAAAGGAAAUCAAGGAGGUUAAAGAAGAGAAGAAAAAUUAAAGGUGAAUAUUUUACAAUGUUAUUUUAACAGCCUUCAUUUAUUGUAUUAGUUAGAAGCUCGUGAAUGUUGAAAGCUGUGUCAUGAGUUCGUAAAUCAAUGGCUGGGGACCUUGUACUGAGAAGGACCGGC